AUGGGGCGCUGGGCGCUGCUGCCUGGCUGGGUUUCCGCUACGCUGUUGCUGGCGCUGGCCGCUCUGCCUGCAGCCCUGGCCGCCAACAGCAGUGGCCGAUGGUGGGGCAUCGUGAACGUAGCCUCCUCCACGAACCUGCUGACCGACUCCAAGAGUCUGCAACUGGUACUCGAGCCCAGUCUGCAGCUGCUGAGCCGCAAACAGCGGCGGCUGAUCCGCCAGAACCCGGGGAUCCUGCACAGUGUGAGCGGGGGGCUGCAGAGCGCUGUGCGAGAGUGCAAGUGGCAGUUCCGGAACCGCCGCUGGAACUGUCCCACAGCUUCGGGGCCCCACCUCUUCGGCAAGAUCGUCAACCGAGGCUGUCGGGAAACAGCAUUUAUCUUCGCCAUCACCUCGGCCGGGGUCACCCAUUCGGUGGCGCGCUCCUGCUCGGAGGGCUCCAUCGAGUCCUGCACGUGCGACUACCGGCGGCGCGGUCCUGGGGGCCCCGAUUGGCACUGGGGGGGCUGCAGCGACAACAUCGACUUCGGCCGCCUCUUUGGCCGGGAGUUUGUGGACUCCGGGGAGAAGGGGCGGGACCUGCGCUUCCUCAUGAACCUUCACAACAACGAGGCGGGCCGCACGACCGUGUUCUCCGAGAUGCGCCAGGAGUGCAAGUGCCACGGGAUGUCUGGCUCGUGCACGGUGCGCACGUGCUGGAUGCGGCUGCCCACGCUGCGCGCCGUGGGCGACGUGCUGCGGGACCGCUUCGACGGCGCCUCGCGCGUCCUGUACGGCAAUCGCGGCAACAACCGUGCCUCGCGGGCCGAACUGCUGCGCCUCGAGCCCGAGGACCCCGCUCACAAGCCUCCCUCCCCCCACGAUCUCGUCUACUUCGAGAAAUCGCCCAACUUCUGCACAUACAGCGGACGCCUGGGUACAGCGGGCACGGCAGGGCGCGCCUGCAACAGCUCGUCGCCCGCGCUGGACGGCUGCGAGCUGCUCUGCUGUGGCCGGGGCCACCGCACGCGCACGCAGCGCGUCACCGAGCGCUGCAACUGCACCUUCCACUGGUGCUGCCACGUCAGCUGCCGCAACUGCACGCACACUCGCGUACUGCACGAGUGCCUGUGA
Mesoplodon densirostris (Blainville's beaked whale) is the source of this 1113-nucleotide messenger RNA. It is a transcript of the gene WNT1, whose product is annotated as Wnt family member 1. Gene Ontology annotation, biological process: canonical Wnt signaling pathway; cell fate commitment; multicellular organism development. The transcript has 4 exons. The record is from RefSeq and is a predicted model, not a curated record. NCBI's taxonomy places the organism in Eukaryota, Metazoa, Chordata, Mammalia, Artiodactyla, Ziphiidae. Gene Ontology annotation, cellular component: extracellular region. Gene Ontology annotation, molecular function: frizzled binding; cytokine activity. Bases 1 to 1113 code for a protein of 370 amino acids.